Messenger RNA from Prionailurus viverrinus (fishing cat), 1844 nucleotides. Its product is annotated as C-type lectin domain family 4 member G-like. NCBI's taxonomy places the organism in Eukaryota, Metazoa, Chordata, Mammalia, Carnivora, Felidae. The coding region runs from base 61 to 789 and encodes 242 amino acids. The record is from RefSeq and is a predicted model, not a curated record. The transcript has 7 exons.
GGUAGAGUCACCCGACAGCCUACAGGGCAGGGGCAUCUCAGAGCUGAGUGAAUUGUAGCCAUGGCUGAAGCCAGGAACUUCCCAAACCCCAAUGAGAUUACCGCAUUGAGAGCCAAACUCCCCCCGCAGCCGGGGAACACUGGUCGAUGGGGACAGACGUCCAAGGAUAAGACCUGGAGAUAUCUCUGCCUGGCCGUGUCCCUGAUCCUGCUUCUCAUGCUCAUUAUCCUCUGUGUGGUUCUGCCCAAAGUCUUGAAGAGGACACAGCAGGUGCAGAAGGAAGUCAUUCAACUGAAUGAAAAAGUGAUGCAGGGCCUGGGGCAUGCUAGGCACGACCUGGACUUCAUUCGGGGUGAAAUGUUCCGGCAAAUGAAGGCUGUACUGGCAGGCAAUGAAUCCUCAUGUGAGCCUUGCCCCCUGGACUGGAAGGUCUUUCAGGGCUCCUGCUACUUUUUCUCCCUGGACAACCUCACCUGGACCCAGGCUAAUGAUUCUUGUGCCCAGAAGCAAGCUCACCUGGUUAUCAUCAACAGCCGAGCAGAACAGGACUUCCUGACAUCAACUGAGCAGGUGACAUUCUGGAUAGGCCUCUUCAAAGAGGGCCAGAAAGGAAACCACAGGUGGAUGGAUGGCUCAACCCCCACCUACACUAACUGGGAGUCCAAGAAGCUACAUGAUAAUGGAACUGCCCCCUCCUGCAUGAUGAUACACAACCAUGGAUACUGGAGCAACUUCUCUUGUGAAUCAGGGAGAUUUGCUUUCAUUUGUGAGAGGCGACAGAACUGCUAACCAAGCCCUUAUACUGCACUUCCUGGGACUGAUGCAGAACGCUUGAUAUACAGCCUCAAGCCCUAUCCCUGCCUUCUCUGGGUUCUGAGUUCACAGAGGCAACAAUAGAGGACAUUUCUCCAAAGCCUAGUGUCCUUUUCUUGGCAUUGGGCUUGCUCACCCUUUAUUUCCUUUCCUGAUUUCUGCUGAGUGGAAUGUUCCAGAAGCAGUCCUGGGUCCAUCCCUGCAGGAGAAUGAUAAUUCUUAACUUCCGUUAAAUCCAGGCUUGGCCACGAUCUUGCUUGAGCCAAUGAAAUGUGAUGCGAAUUGACAUGUGCCACGUUAAGCAGGAAUCUUAAGAGCCUUGUGUGGUUCUUCCAUCUUCAUUUUGCCCUUGUCAGAAGACCACCUCUUCCUAGAAAGGACGGCUCCUUCAAAUAUGGUCCUGCAGUGAAGAAGACCCCCUUCAGGCAGAGCUUCUGCUGACCCAUAAACAUGACCAAGAAGUGAAUUUUUUUGUGGUUAUUGGCCACUAAGAUUUUGAGGUCACCAGUUGUUACCGCAGCAUACUGAACUUAUGCUGACUGAUACAGGGGACAAAGUUCCAUUUCAUAAAACCCCAAGAUCUAGGGCUUUCUUCUAACACAAAAAGCCUAAAGCUUGUGGAUACGGGGUGAUUGGGUCCCUCACAUUCAUUCAACAUUACAUUACCUCAGCCAGCCUCUCCAUCUUCCUCUUCAGCAUCUCCCUCCAGGCCAGUCUCCUCUCUGGUUCCCAGUGAGAUUGUUCUAAGACAUCUCCAAAGCCUCUUCACCAUCUGGCCACUUCCCUUUCUUCACGCCCCUCACACCUCCAUGUGUUUGCUCUUGUAGUUUUCUUUGCCUGGAAUGCUCCCUGCCCCUGGCUUCCUGUGGGACAUUUCCUCAUCCUUCACUGGGCCCAAAUCAACUGGUACCAUCUGCAUGGGCUACUCAAGAGUCUGACUCUUGCUUUCCUAUCAGAGACCUUUAUUAACUUUGUGAUUAUGAUUUACGUUGUACAAUGCAGUGGAUUCUUAACCCAUUAAAAAAAAAAAU